GUUUUAGUAGGAGGUGCCGUGACCGCCAUUGUUUCAAUUCAACUCCUUCGUAUAUCGUGUCUGUCGGUUUAAAAAGACUCGUUCUGUCGUGCCAGUAAGCCCCGAUAUCCCAGGCGAGGUUUCCGAGCCAUUAGUGCAGUGAUAAAAGCGUUUAGUUCAAAUAGUAUGUCCACAAUGAAUCCCGAGUACGAUUAUUUGUUCAAACUUCUCCUGAUCGGCGAUUCUGGUGUUGGAAAAUCGUGCUUGUUGCUUCGAUUUGCAGAUGAUACGUACACCGAGAGUUACAUAAGUACGAUCGGUGUUGAUUUCAAAAUCAGAACAAUCGAUCUUGAUGGAAAAACAAUCAAAUUGCAAAUAUGGGAUACGGCGGGCCAGGAGAGAUUCAGAACGAUUACUUCUUCUUACUAUCGUGGGGCUCAUGGUAUAAUUGUGGUUUACGACUGUACGGACCAAGAGUCUUUCAACAAUGUUAAACAGUGGUUAGAAGAGAUAGAUCGCUACGCUUCGGACAAUGUCAAUAAACUACUUGUGGGUAACAAGUGCGAUUUACACACUAAAAAAGUUGUCGACUACACAACGGCCAAGGAGUAUGCCGAGCAGCUACAAAUCCCGUUCCUAGAAACAUCGGCCAAGAAUGCGAUGAAUGUGGAGCAGGCUUUCAUUACCAUGGCUGCUGAAAUUAAGACCAGAGUAGGUCCUCCGUCAAGCGCAGCGAGUGAUUCUGCCAACAAAGUUAAAAUCGAUCAGGGACGUCCGAUCGAGACAUCAAAGUCUGGGUGCUGCUGAAACAUUUAAACGUGUUUUCUCACCGCUAAUUACUCACGGCGUCAGCUUGGCAGUGUGGCUCUCUUUGGUGGGUUAUCAACCGAUAUGAGAACAUAAAUCAAGCCAUGCAAUGAUAGCGAGUGCCUCCUAAAACGCUCUUGAAAAUUAUUCCGAGAAACAAAACAAUUACAAAGAAACGAAACUAAAACCAAAAUAAACUCAACGAUAAAAAAACAGUCACAACGGCAUCGUCGUGAAUUUUCAGCUCCGUACAUAUAUUUGGAGUUGAAAUAAAAAAUAAGAAAUCGAGGAAUAAAUAAAUAAUCUUUUCUAGUUGACCAAUUGUUUGAUUAUUCUCAAAUCCAAGCUAACUCGAUAAAAUAUUAUAUGAAACUUGUCCCCCAUGAUUGUUAGUUUCUCUGUCAUCGCGAUCAACAAGUUUCUAACAAUCAAUAUUCUGGAAAGAAAAGAAGGAAUACGAAGCAGUCAACUCCGUUAAGUUUUAAGACAUUCGACCUCGGUAUCAUGUGUGACGAUCAGGUGUAUAAGAUGAGCACUACCCUCUAUUUUCUAGCUUAAUUAAAUCUAAUUAUUAGUACUACUACUACUAUUAUUAUUAUUAUUAUUAUUACUAUCAUUGUCAUUAUUAUUGUUAUUAUAAUUAUCAUCAUCAUCAUCAUUAUACGUAUUGACAGAUAUUUUCGGCCCUAGUAUUUCCCUGAUAGAUAUGUAACUCGAGAACGCAAAGACGUCGACUUGCUCGUAUACGACCAAGUCGAACUUUUAAAUCAAUUCUUAUACAUAUGUAUGUACGAAGGUACCUACCUAAUUAUCUAUAUAUAUAUGAUUCAAGGCCUUUAACUAGUAAUAUGAUAUACCACCUUAUUAUUUAUGGUUUGUGAAUCGUUUGAUAUAUUGGUCAUUAGCCAGUGAAAAAUUUGAAACCAGCUAAUAUGCCUAUAUGAUACGAACAUGAUGAUAUGGAAUAAAUAAAAAAUACAAAUAAGA
Molecule: messenger RNA, 1773 nt
Organism: Athalia rosae (coleseed sawfly)
Lineage: Eukaryota; Metazoa; Arthropoda; Insecta; Hymenoptera; Athaliidae
Gene: Rab1
Product: ras-related protein Rab-1A
Exons: 4
Coding region: 166-786 (206 amino acids)
Molecular function (GO): GTPase activity; GTP binding
Source: RefSeq, a predicted model, not a curated record